Messenger RNA from Oryzias latipes (Japanese medaka), 5127 nucleotides. Its product is annotated as TBC1 domain family, member 9 (with GRAM domain). NCBI's taxonomy places the organism in Eukaryota, Metazoa, Chordata, Actinopteri, Beloniformes, Adrianichthyidae. Gene Ontology annotation, molecular function: calcium ion binding. The record is from RefSeq and is a predicted model, not a curated record.
UUUGCAUGCGGCAGCAGGAGAGGCGCUUCUGCUGGAGCGAAGGAGGCGUCCGAAGCGUGUUUAUCGGCUGUCAGUGUGUCAUAUGCGGCUACGGCGCGGGUUCAGCAACACCUUUGACCGCGCGAGCUCACCUGCGGUGCGGCUGCGUUGAACAGCGACCCCAACGAGCGUGACGGACGUCGUCGCACCUGCCGGUGGAUCAUGAACAAAGACGCCGUCUCCUGCAUCGUUGUGUGCCGCAGCGAACCGAACCAAGCCGCGUGCGGUUCCGCUCCCAAACGGGGGGGCUGUUUCUAAAGCUUGCGGUGCUAACAGAAGCGUUACUGAAACGCAGGGCAUUUGGACUUGUCUGUUACGGACCGAACCGAACCUUCCUUCAUUUUUUACUUAUUUAUUUGUGUUAUCGGACAAUAAAAAAAAAAAACAAUAGGCAAACGCACUUCCAAUUAUAGCCAUGAUGAAUAUUAAAAUGUUUAUGUGAGAACAUUCCCAUUGGAGCAGCGUUAAAACGAAAGAUGUGGGUCAGUCCUGAAGAUGUGCUGCUGGCAGGCGCGUUAUGGAUCACCGAGAGAGCGAAUCCAUACUUUAUCCUCCAGAAACGGAAGGGGCACGGGGAUGGAGGCGGGGGGCUGGCUGGUUUGCUGGUGGGAACCCUGGAUGUGGUUCUGGACUCAAGCGCUCGGGUGGCCCCCUACAGGAUCCUCUAUCAGACUCCUGACUCCUUGUCAUACUGGAUCAUUGCUCACGGAACCUCCCGUAAGGAGAUCACAGAGCACUGGGAGUGGCUAGAGCACAAUCUUCUGCAGACACUCUCCAUUUUUGAGAAUGAGAAUGACAUCACUACCUUUGUCAAAGGGAAAGUGCAGGGGAUUAUAGCGGAGUACAGCAAGAACCAGGACAUUAAAGACGAUGACGACACUGACAAGUUCAAGGAGGUCAGCGCCAAGUUUCGGAAGCUGUUUGGAAUGCCUGAAGAAGAGAAGCUGGUCAACUAUUACUCCUGCAGCUACUGGAAGGGGAAGGUCCCCCGGCAGGGAUGGCUCUACCUCAGCAUCAACCACCUCUGCUUUUAUUCACAUUUGUUAGGAAAAGAAGUCAAACUGGUGGUGCGCUGGGCUGAUAUCACCCAGUUGGAGAAGAGUGCCACCCUCCUCCUGCCUGAUGUGAUCAAAGUGAGCACGCGCUCCAACGAGCAUGUCUUCUCCGUCUUUCUGAACAUCAAUGAGACCUUCAAGCUGGCAGAGCAGCUGGCCAACAUCGCCAUGCGCCAGCUGCUCGACAACAAAGGCUUCGAACAGGACCGAUCGCUGCCCAAGCUCAAGAAGAAGUCGCCCAAAAAGGUGUCCGCAUUAAAGAGGGAUCUGGAUGCGAGAGCCAAGAGUGAGCGUUACCGGGCGCUCUUCCGACUCCCCAAAGAUGAAAAGCUGGACGGACACACAGACUGCACCCUGUGGACUCCUUUUAACAAGAUGCACAUUUUAGGUCAAAUGUUUGUUUCCACCAACUACAUCUGCUUUACCAGCAAGGAGGAGACUCUGUGCAGCCUCAUCAUUCCUCUGCGGGAGGUGACGAUAGUGGAAAAAGCGGACAGCUCCAAUGUGUUGCCCAGCCCGCUUUCAAUCAGCACCAAGAACCGCAUGACCUUUUUGUUUGCCAACCUGAAGGACAGAGACUUCCUGGUGCAGAGGAUCUCUGAUUUCCUGCAGCAAACCACCUCCAAAAUCUGCCUGGAGAAAGAGUUGAACGGCAGCUUCAACAGCUCAGAUGACGAGGUGUACUCCCAGCAUGGCUCUGUGCUCUCUAGCAGUCCUCAACACAGCUCCGGUUCAGAGACUGAGCGAACGUUCAACCUGAAUGACACCAGCGUGCCCACAGCAACAGAGGCGCUCAUGACCAUGUACCGACGCCGCUCACCUGAGGAAUUCAAUCCCAAACUGGCAAAAGAGUUCUUGAAAGAACAGGGGUGGAAGAACCACUUUGCAGAGUAUGGAGAGGGGGUGUGCAUGUACCGCACAGAGAAGACCAAGGAGCUGGUUCUCAAAGGGAUUCCUGAGAGCAUGAGAGGAGAGCUGUGGCUGCUCUUCUCUGGGGCCAUCAAUGAAAUGACCACUCACCCUGGUUACUAUGAAGACCUAGUGGAGAAAUCGAUGGGAAAGUACAACCUUGCUACUGAGGAGAUUGAGCGGGACCUGCACCGCUCCCUGCCCGAGCACCCAGCUUUUCAGAAUGAAAUGGGAAUCGCUGCUCUCCGCCGCGUUCUCACAGCGUAUGCUUUCAGAAACCCCAACAUCGGCUACUGUCAGGCUAUGAAUAUUGUGACAUCUGUGCUGCUGCUUUAUGCUAAAGAAGAGGAGGCUUUCUGGCUGCUGGUGGUGCUCUGUGAGAGGAUGCUCCCCGACUACUACAACACUCGGGUUGUAGGAGCCCUUGUUGAUCAGGGGGUGUUUGAGGAGCUCGCCCGUGAGUACGUUCCUCAGCUGUACGACUGCAUGCAGGACCUCGGUGUGAUCUCCACCAUUUCCCUCUCCUGGUUCCUCACUCUCUUCCUAUCUGUGAUGCCGUUUGAGAGCGCAGUGGUGGUUGUAGACUGUUUUUUCUACGAUGGCAUCAAGGUCAUUUUUCAGUUGGCGCUCUCUGUGCUGCACGCCAACAUCCACCAGCUGCUGGGCUGCAAAGACGACGGAGAAGCCAUGACUGUUCUGGGCAGGUACCUGGACAGUGUGACCAACAAAGACAGCACCCUCCCUCCCAUCCCCCACCUGCACUCUUUACUGACCGACAACGGAGAGCCACAUCCAGAAGUCGACAUCUUCAAACUGGUCUGCAAUUCCUAUGAGAAAUUUGGCUCCAUUCGAGCAGAUGUGAUUGAACAGAUGCGAUUCAAACAGAGAUUGAGGGUCAUUCAAACUAUUGAGGAUACAACAAAACGCAACGUGGUCAGAACGAUUGUAACUGAGACGGCUUUCAGUAUUGAUGAGUUGGAGGAGCUUUUUGUUCUCUUUAAGACUGAACACCUAACCAGCUGUUACUGGGGCGGCAGCAGUAACCCUACAGAGCGUCAUGACCCCAGUUUACCAUACCUGGAGCAGUACCGCAUUGAUGUGGAGCAGUUCAAGGGUCUGUUCAACCUGCUGUUCCCCUGGGCAAACGGAGCCCACUCGGACCCCCUGGCUGCUCGCGUCUUCCGUCUGCUGGAUGAGAACGCAGAUGGGCUCCUCAACUUCCGGGAGUUCAUCAAUGGACUGGGGGUUCUUUAUCAUGGAGAUCUCACCGAGAAGCUGAAGCUCCUCUACCAGAUGCAUGUGUUACCUGAGUUCUCUCCUGAACAGGAGCCUGACUCUGCCUUUGAAGCCACCCAGUAUUUUUUUGAAGACAUCACUCCAGAAACCUCCAUUGGUCACGACUCCAAGUGCAGAAGUGAGAAAGAUGACGGAUUUGUCCGCGUCACAUUCAAGACUGAAAAAGUGAAGAAACUGAACACUCCAGAUUACCGUCACUACCUGAAACUGUGGAACCAGGAGACAAAACCUAAACGAGAAAACACCAAAGACCUCCCAAAGCUGAAUCAGAGUCAGUUUAUUGAACUUUGCAAGACCCUCUACAGCAUGUUCAGUGAGGAUGCAGCUGAACAAGAGCUGUAUCACGCCACAGCAACAGUCACCAGUUUGCUGCUGGAAAUGGGGGAAGUAGGGAAACUUUUCACCUCCUGCACCAGAAAGGAACGCAGCCACGCGGGCAAAACCGAGAUGAGCACGUCCACGAGACGUUUCUCUGAUCUCAAACCCAGCCAGGAGGGCCAAGAUGUGGGAGACGCGUUUCUCCCGACUGGUCAUGGGAACAAAUCGAGCCCCUGCGAGGAGGAAAAAGCUGGUAGUGACCAGCUGCCGCCCAUGCAAGAUAUCAAGCUGGAAGAAUCCCCUAAAGACACAGGCACGUCCUCUGCCAUGCUCAUCUCCGACGACGAAACCAGAGAUGACACCUCCAUGUCCUCUUACUCCGUGCUCAGCGCAGGCUCUCAUGAACUGGAGGAAAAGCUUCAGUGUGAAGACAUUGCGGAUGACACCGUGCUGAUCCGCAGCGGCGCCGGCGGUGACCGGGUCAGUGGAGCUCACAGCAGCAGACUGCCGGACAGAGGCCUGCCGCACAGCACAAGCAUAGACAAAGACUGGGCCAUCACAUUCGAGCAAUUCCUGGCCUCUGUCCUCACCGAGCAGGCCCUGGUGCAGUAUUUUGAGAGGCCAGUGGAGGUGGCUGCCUCCAUAACUAAUGCCAAGAACAAGAGGAAAAUUAGGCGCCCCCUGCUGUCAGCGAGUGACUAUGAGAUCUCUCUUUCCGGAUAAGACUCCAGUCUAAGGAACUGUGCUGUCCUGAAAGGAGGGGAGGAAUUUUUAAGAAUGAAAGUAAAUGUGGGAGUAAAUGUAAACACAGCAGCUUCUUUUAUAGGAAAUGUAAGAGUUUUAUUGUAACAAUCAUUAGAGUCUGUCCAGCACAGAGAAAGCAACACAUUAAUUUAUCAAUAGCUCAGAUAAAGUCAGUGUGAUCGUAUAGCAUCUGUACAUUAAAAGACAAUAUGCAUUCAAUGUUCGUAUAAUAAUCUCUUGUACUUUCAGAUGUAUAAUCCAUAGACACUAUAUCACAUUUAUCACAUUUAGUCAGAUUGUUGCGUUACUUUACAUCUUAAUGCUGUCAAAAGCUUUUUGCUAUAUACAGCAAAUUUAAACUACUAAAACAAAAAAGUUCAACAGUGAAGUGAAUUUUUACAUGUUUCUAUGUCACCUGUGCUGUUCGCCACAAACUCAACUGUGACCUGCUGAGUUUGAAAGUGAUAGUGGUCAUUCCUGUUUUUCUUUUGCUAUAAAUCCUCACUGGUAAUUUAUGCUGGAUUAAGGAAAUAUGAUCUGGUUUUUAAUCUUGAAGAUAUACUGUAGGAAUUUAUUACACUAAAAUGUUUUUUUUUCUCCCUUGAUUCAUUUUUUGUUUUCUACACAAUUGUUUUUAUAAAUCUGUCUACUCUGUGCAUUUUUUCUUUUUUUUAAACAUUUUUUGUUAUGUCGGUGGGUUUAUUUUUAUUUGAUUAUUGCUCUGGAUGUUGAUGUAUCACUAAUUAAAAUUACAUCAUUUAUUCAG